AGAGAAUUGGGGCUGGGGGCUGUUAACAAAGGCCACGCCCCCCUCCCCACCGCUUCCCUCUGGAAAGGAGGCUGCCGGGCGUUGUUCGCCUCCCACGGCCGGGGUCGCCGUUGCCUCGCCUGGAACGAGCGCGUCCAGGGGGGGAGGCGGCCUCGGGCGCCUCCCCUUCCUCCGCCGCCGAAAGUGAAAGCGGCCCGAGCUUAACGCACCGCGCCGCGUCUCUCUGCAGCUCCCGCUCUUCGACCGCCCGUCCGAGAUGCCCGACGCCUCCUUCGCGGCCGCCCGCCGCCAGCGGAGCCCCCUCCGCUUCCCUCUCCUCCUCCUCCUGCUGGGUGCGUCCCUGGGCGCCUCCUCGCCGCCGUCCGCGGCCAAGCUGGGCUGCUGGUUCGUGGAGGAGGCGCGUGGUGGGCGCGGGGCCGGCUCGGUUAUGCCCAGCGACCUGAGCCAGCGCCGCGCUCUGCUCCUCCUGCCGCCGCCCGGCCAGCGCCUCUCCGAAGCCGCCCUGGAGCCCGAGCUGCCCGCCGAGGUGGAGCCCGGCCUGGCCUUCCAGCUGCUGGACCCCGCCGGGACCCUCUGGAGCGGCAAGGAGGCUGGCGCCCAUCCCCGCUGGGCGGCCUCAGCUCUGCCCGGCCCCGGAGAGCCGGAGGUGGCCUGCGAGAUCAACCCCUACCACCCGCGGGAGGCGCACGUGCCCUGGGCGGUGGGCCUGGUGGGGCAGAAGGGCUGCCCGCGCUCCCUGGAGGGCCGCUGGGUCAUCGCCACCGUCCAGAACCCCCAGGUGGACUUCGGGGUCAGCAGCAUUCUGCACCAGGAGGGGCCGUUGCCCGGGAAACCGGAGGCCAGCAGGGUCACCAUGGCAACAGCCGUCCUCUCGGUCUUCACCCGGACGCCCCACCUGGAGUCCCGCCUGGGGCAGGAUGUCCUGCUGGACUGUGGCUUCUCGGCUCCGCCCAUGGCCUUCUCGGUCGAGUGGCGCCACCAGCACGGCGGAGCCGGACAGGUGAUCCUGGCCUACGACGGAGCGACCCAACACAUGGCGGUGUCUGAGGAGGGCGCCCGCCUCUUCCUGGACCCCGGGAGCAGCAACGUCUCCCUGCAGCUACAGGGCGCUCAGGUGCGGCACGAGGGCACCUACAUCUGCUCCGUCUACCUGCCCCACCUGCAGGCCCAGCAGGCCGUGGAGCUCAAGAUCGUGCAGCCGCCUAAGGUCACCCUCCGCCCGGUCCCCCUCCCGGUGCCCCUCAACACCCACACGGACCUCGCCUGCGAGAUCGCCGGCUAUUACCCCCAGAGCGUCUCCGUGGCCUGGAAGUGGCACACUCCCAGCGCGCCCCACAAGGUCCUCCUGGAAACGUGGGAAUCGGGACACCGACAGGCGCCGGAUGGCACCUACAGCUUCACCAGCUUUGCCCGCCUCCCAGCUGCCCAACAGGGGGACCAAGGGGGCUCGUACAGCUGCCACGUGAGUCACGCGGGGCUGGGGCCGGCAGGGCUCCAGAAGACCCUGAAGCUGAAAGUGGCAGGCUCCUCGGCCCCCUCCGUGGAGGACGUGAUCGGCCUCUUCCUGGUGACCUUUGCCCUCCUGGGCUUCCUGCAGGUGCUUUCCCGGAGAGUCUUUGGGGAGACGGUGACGGCAGAGCCAAGCAGCCAGAAUCCUCCUCCGCCUGAAGCCUUGCGGCCGGCUGCUUCUGCCCCCAAGGAGGGCCAGGGGGACGGCAAGCGGCAGCCCUCUGCACAGGGGUCCUCGUCGCCAGGCCCCACUCCGAAGUGACAGUCCUCCUGCGUGGCAGAGCCUCACUUUGGAUCCUGAAGGAAGGGGCUGCGCAAGUGUUGGGGGCGCUCAAGAAGCUCCCCCCCCCAUGAAUCUUAGUUGGCAAUUUGGGGAGGGGGUGCUGAACCUGCUUAGGGUGUCUGUCUGUCCUUCCCUGCUCCUUCUCUGCCCCGCCCCUUUGGCGAGGCCUCCCUACCCGUCUCUGGUGCCCCUCGGAUGCCUGGGCGCCUCUCCUCACUUUUUCCCCCUCCCCCCCGAGCAAAGUCCUGGGCAGACCCUCCCCCACAGGCUGCAUUGGGAGGGGAGCUGUUAGCAGCCAGCCUGGCCUACUCUGGGGCCCCCAGGUGGGUGGGAGGCCUUAAAAAAGCCGGCCGAGGGGCCCCGUGUGUGGUUUCCCCCCCACCAGUGUGAGUUGUUUUGCUUCCCGUGCUGAAGAGGCUCCCUUAGUUGGGGUGGGGGUGGGGUUCUUCUGCUCCCCCCCCCCCCCUGCAGGAUGGAAGGGAAGCCCUUGGCCGGGUGAGGGGGAUUCCCACCAUCAAAGCCUCCGGCUCCCUGAUCGGUCCCAGGAAGAGGUUCUGGAAGGGAGCAGAGGGGCCACCCUGGUUCCAGGCUGCCGGGAGCAGAGACCCGGCCCAGAAGAGACCGAAGCUCCUCGGUGGCGGUGGCAGCGUCUCCACGCCUGGAAGACCAGGGGGCGCCAGGAACGGAGGACUUUCCCUGUGGUGCUGCCACCCGCAGAUCUCCCCCUCCCCACCCCCCAGUGGGACUCGUGGCUGCUGCCCUCCCCCCGGGCCAUGUGCCCCUGCUUAACCCCCCCCCUCAACACACACACACACACACACACACACACACACACAGCCCUGGGCCUGUCUGGGGUUUGCCUGCUGUAGAUGGUCCUCUGUUUUCCGUGCUCUGUAGCUGCUUAUAAAGAUUCCCUUUUCUACUCUC
Messenger RNA from Thamnophis elegans (Western terrestrial garter snake), 2719 nucleotides. RefSeq names its product TAP binding protein (gene TAPBP). Gene Ontology annotation, cellular component: membrane. The transcript has 7 exons. NCBI's taxonomy places the organism in Eukaryota, Metazoa, Chordata, Lepidosauria, Squamata, Natricidae. Gene Ontology annotation, biological process: antigen processing and presentation of endogenous peptide antigen via MHC class I. The coding region runs from base 257 to 1771 and encodes 504 amino acids. The record is from RefSeq and is a predicted model, not a curated record.